This is a messenger RNA of Rhipicephalus sanguineus (brown dog tick), 6009 nucleotides long. RefSeq names its product serine/arginine repetitive matrix protein 2. The coding region runs from base 244 to 3708 and encodes 1154 amino acids. Gene Ontology annotation, molecular function: protein binding. The transcript has 15 exons. The record is from RefSeq and is a predicted model, not a curated record. NCBI's taxonomy places the organism in Eukaryota, Metazoa, Arthropoda, Arachnida, Ixodida, Ixodidae.
GCUAUCAGCGGGAUCUGCUGUUGGCAGUGAACGAUAAGAGCAGGCAUCGAAUGUAAAAUCACGGCGGCUGUCAGAUUUCUUUAUGCGUGCUUUGCCGCGUGCUUUCUGGGUCGAGGGUGUGUUCGGAUAGUCGGAGCAACUGCUACGCGCGGUAGCAGAAGAGGUGCGUCGGAUUCUCCCUGAAAUGUGACGAAACGUGGAUUAAAUAGCAGCGUCCUUUCGGCUGUAUGAGGGAGUCUGGGAAUGGACCACAGGUCAGACUCGAAAUGGGUCCUGACCUCCAAAGAUGGCACAGUCCACCCUCUACCUGCAGGGAUGAUAUUCAUUGGGCGACAGGAAUGUGACAUUAUAGUUGAUUCUGCCAGUGUGGACAAAAGGCAUGCGGUGAUAUUCUUCAAUCCAAGUGACAAAUGUUUUCACGUGAAGGACCUCAACAGUGUCACGGGGACAUACUUGAAUGGUGUCCGAAUACCGGAACAGUCUUACGUCAAGCUCAACCAUUUGGACUCUCUCCGCUUUGGUUAUGGGCAUGAAGUGUUUUGUGUCCACAAGACCACCGAUCGUGCAGUGCCUUUAGAUUCUGCAUCGCCCAAAAGGAACACGCCUGCAUUUGGCGAUGGAGACUUGGUGAUAAGAGAGGAUUCCAGUGCCAACAGAACAUUGUCGCGUGACAGUCCUGCUUCCGAAAGCUCCGACAAGAUGCUGCACUCCAGUAAUGGGGCUCACAGUGCGGCAUUCUUGCGAGAAAGUCCGAGCCAAGAUGCGCAGUCUCAGCUCGGCAGUCCCGCGCGUUCCACACAUUCGGCGGAGGAUGUGAUACCACACCGCAUGAAGCUCUCUUCCCCGUCGAGUUCUCGGUCACCGGAAGCACAGCCUCCCUCUUCCACGGGGUGCAGUCGGCAUCCAUCUCCGCCCCUGACCUCAACUUCCAAGGAAACCUCGCCCCUUGCCUCGCGCCCUCAUAGCACGGUGGCCUCCCCACCGAUAUCAUCUCCCCCGACGCCUGCUGCGGCUACCACCUCCUCCCCCGUAGGGUCUGAUCCCGCCAGCCCAGAGAAAGCAUCUUCGAGCUCGCCUUCCAGUGCCGAGAAAGAGGCAUCUCUGUCAUCACCCGUGAUGCAGGAUGCGGACUCUCUGGAAGAUCUGAGCAGAACUGAGGAUUCCCUGAGCACAGUGAGGGAAGUGCUCCCCCCGGUUAGACCACCUCCCACCAAGCCCACUACCUUGUCCUGGAAACCAUUGCAUUCACCCAGCAAGCCACAUGCACCUCCACCACCAACAAGACCUGAAGAAAAGGGUGAUGAUGAGUCAUCUCCUGGAGGCUGUGGAACAAAGUCUACAGCCUCGAAGGACGAACAGUCGCCUUGUCCAGACACUCCUGCCUCCCAGACGCAGGCGUCUGGCUCCACAGCUAUGGCCUUCACGAUCCACUUCGACAACGACGCGACCGGAGGCAGGCCGCUGGCCCUCAAGGACAGCAUACGAAAGUUUGCGCCCCCGAAACCCGAGUCGGAGCGAACGCCGUCCAAGAGUCGAGCCUCGCCAGUGUCCAAGCCCGGCGAGCCGUCGUCUACCGUGAGCGCAGGCGGUCGUAGGACGCCCACUAGUCCCACUAAUGCUUCCGACUUGGCAAAACGGCGGUGGAGCGGUGCGGAGGUCCGCAACAGGAGCGGCGGAGGAGGAGGGUGGAGCUCAGACGUCGAGCCCAGCCGCCAAGGGAGGCGGCAGGAUGACCAGCGUCUAAGCGACUCGGCCUCUUACUUGAUCCAGAGGAUGCUGAACGAUGGGCCUGCACGGGCACCUCUGCCGGGUCCCAUCAAGAGUGCCUCGUCGGCGGCGGCGCGCAUCGAGCCAAGUUCGGGCUUGGAGCAGGUGUUGUCUCCCGCCGACGAUCGGAGCGAGACCGGCACGUACACCGUCGAGACGGACCGCAUGGACCCAGACGUGGAGGAGGCUCGUCGUAGGAUUGACGAAGUGUUUGGUGUGUCUUCGUACAAUCACCCGUCCAGUGCGGAGCAGUACCAGAGGGUGAGGCCGGAAGGUGAAGGGGUCUCUGGUUCCAGGCCAAGGAGCCAGGGUAAUGUUCAGAGCUUGUGUUUCAAGUUCGGUGGUGGUGGUGGUGGUGGUGGUGUCGUUGGCCCUGCAUUUUCAGGUGGUUCCAUCGAUCUCAACCGCACUAAGCGGCGGCUUCCAACGCCACCCUUGGAGCGUGCUCCGCUGGACAUCUUUGUGCCAUCCACAGAAAGCAGUAGCGCCACUGUGAGCGCUGCAAGGAAGUCUGCACCCACGGCUCUUCAGGCUCCCGCUGCAUGUGCCAAUGCCACGGCAAGGAAGCGGCUGGGCUCCACUGGAAGCCGUCCGAGUCCUCCGUGCUCUCCGCCCAGAACCCACCGGACCACGUUCACCAAGACUCCGUCGAACAAAGUCAUGUCGACGUCAUUUGGUGACGGCACCUUUCUACGGCAGACGCCAGCGGCCAGCAGUUCCGCCCAGCGCCGCAGCGCACCGCCACAGCGCAAGUCGUGGGGGCUCACCGGCUCCGAAGCCGACUUGGCUGCCGGCAGCGAUCUGGCCUGUGGCUCCGAGGAGACUGCCAGUGUCGUGUCGGACACCAGCACGGAGCCGUCGUCCCACAGCUCGGGCUCUAGGGGUGGCCCGCAGAUGAAGCUGAACCGGGCCUUUGCUCUGAGGAGGGCGCGACUGGGGCUACCAGAGGUGGGCGGUCUUCCCCCUGCGACAGCAGCACCUCCACGCGGGAAGACUCCUCACCAUGGCAGCAAUCCCAACCUCUCAAGGCAAGAUGGCGGCCGCUUCAGCCUCCGGCUGCCCCGCGGAGUCAGAGCCACGGAUGUUGGCGUUACGAGGGCAGAACUUCUCCGUGGAAAAGCCCACCACCAACGCACUGACAGUGACCCGACAGCUGCCUAUCGUUCACAGCAGCACUCUGUGUCCGACGGAGAGAGUCGGCACCACUCCCCACGAGUUCAGAGGAAGCAGCCGGCUGGCAAGUCGUACAUUUCGGACGGUGACGACGAUGCCCGGACGGGAUCACCGGUUCAGUUCGGACGUUCCGCGUCCUUUGGCGGCCACCGUGACCUCGCGCUUACGCCAGCUGCAUCCGACCGGCAGCACCGGGGUCGCUCUGCAGCGGUCCCGACUACUGGCAGCUCACUGUCACGUGGUGAAACAUUCCUCAAGGGAGGUGCAGGAGCCAGUGGCACCACGUUUGUCCGAAGCGGACGUAAGCCAGAGAGGCAGUCUGGUGAUGGAGAGAGCAAAACACCAACAGAAAAUGGUGUCAAGACUCCAUCCACAACACCAGGCAGGAGAGAGCUGUCGGCAUUGGACAGCCUGGUGAUCUCUGCCAUCCACCAGCUGUCGGGGAAACUGCGCACUAGUGCCCGCACGCUCAUCGAGAAGGAAAGGCUGAAGUAUCCCGAAAACAGCGAUGUCCGGCUCAUGUUAGAAGAGGUCCUUCCGAGGGUCGUCGAGAGGCGACCCAGCGACUCUCCGACAGAUGGCAACCUGACGAGAGAGCUUUCGAGCAUCCUGAAAAACCUCAAAAGAAUCGAACAAAGCCUCGAAGUGCUGAACUCUCUGGCCCCAUGCGAACGUGACGGCUCGUCGGAUGUCGUCCCGGAGACCACGACCAAAACCGCGCCCGCUGCCCAGAAGCCGAGGGGUGGCUUUUUCUACGUGGAUGUCUGAGAAGUUGUGGUGUGGCCACACCUGUUGAUAUCGACCAUGUGUGUUAGUGGACGGGCAUUGGCCUGUUCGCAGAGGCUAGACUGGGUUUUGUGGGAUCACACGACGCUACACUGACUCUCGUCCGCCUCGCAUCCGUUCUUCAAUUACUUUUUGUCUUCCUAGCUUUGUUACCAUGGGGUCAGUUCCAUGACAUUUCACUGCAAGCGCUUGUUCUGGCGAAGCGUCUGUCAUUCAAGAAUCUGAAGGAUUGUGCUCAAUGUUUGCAAUAUGCCAAUUGAGGAUGACUGUCGUUUAAAAAUGGGGUCUGCUUGGACAAAUCCUGGAAGGCACUAUUUUAGACAUUAUUUAUGUUCUUCAAAGUUUUUUUUUGGUGAAGUAAAGCCUCGAUGAUUUGAAAUCUCUCAAUACACAAUCUCUGAUGACAGUAUUUCUGUGAUCCCAAAGUUUACCGUUAUUAUGACUGGAACUUGAGUAACCAGCCUGCUGUUUGUAGUUAAUUAGUAACCUUGGCCAUAGCAGCAGCACUUCUAAUCUUGGAGGCUUGGCAGGCCGUGUCCAAAUUCAUGUCUCAGUGAUGGCUCAUUCUCUGCAAUGUAAGUAGACCUCAGAGGCGAUGCUAAUAUUAGCUGCGUGGUCCGGAAACAGAUUUAAGAGCCAGCGAUCGGUCAUAGCAGCUCUGUGCUGUGGUCUGGCAUAAGAGUUCAGGGUGAUUAAAGAAGCAUCUGGGACAGCUCAUGGAGAGAAAGUGCCAGUACCACGAUCUGAUAGUAAAGGCAUGCUGUAGUGGGCCACAGAAUAAUUUUGACCAGCUGAGGUUUUUUUUAGUGUGCUCCUAAACCUAUACUCUAUCUCGCAAGUAACUUGGAACACUGCCUAAGCUAAGAGGUGUGCAAGCCGUAUCCUGACACAGCUGAACAUAGUGCCAGAUGCGAGUGCCUGGUUAUUGGCCAGAUGGAGAGCUGUAGAUUCGUUCAAUGUGUGCUGGGUUACAGCAAUACGUGAUACACUAGAUGUUCUUUGCACGUACUUUGUAUAUUGUUGCGAUUACUGCCAGUAACUGUGAUUACAUAGCAACAUGGCAGUGCCCAUGCAGACAUGACCGCCCACUUCAAUCCGAACUCGUGCUUGCUUCUUGCCCCGACAGCGAGAAGUAGGUGGUAAAAGCAACCAUUGCUUUAUGUCAUCCUGCACUCGGGACAAAGCAUCAGCUAUUCUUGCUGUUAUUGAGAUUAGCUGUUGGUUUUGAUGCCGCUAGGCAUACCAAGGUGAUGUCGAGCCAUAAAAAGUGUUUAAUUUCAACUUAUAGGAUGGCAAUACAGCGUUAGCCUUGGUGGUGCUUUGACGAUGAGGAACACUCUAAAAGCCACGUUAUUCACUGCAUCACUAGUCCUCUAUGCUCUAAUAUGAUAGGUUGGGACAUGGGCAAGCAAACGUCAGCUAGACGCCGAGCAGACGAUGCCCCACUGGUGAACAUAUUUGGAGGACUGCUGGCUAAAAGGGCUGCAAGACACAGUCGAGAAAGAUAAAGCAAAGCCUCAUUAUUGCAUUCUUGUAAACUCUGCUUAGGAUUACAGCAUCAAAACUCAAGUUGCAUAAACGCACUAGGAGCACGGUGAAGAAAUGCUGAGCAGACGUGGCACAGGUGAACACAUCAUGAGGAGCGUUCACCCUUCAUAUUGGCUAAGGAGUUCUGCAGUUCCCACAGCACUGCAAGGAACUACUCAGAUAGUUUAUUACAUGGAUGUUUCUGCGUCGAAAUGUGGUCACUGUUGCUGGCAUUGAACUGGUGACCUUGAGCUCGGCAAUGCAUUGCUGUAGCCACCGACUUUAAAGGUGUGUCACCUCUGUACAUCUUAUGGCUGGCUUUAGCUUUAUUGUUUUCUGGUAUUAUGGAAUGCCGCUUAAUUGACAUCUUUCGGUCAGGAAGACUUCGAAUUAACGAGGUUUUACUUGACUUUUUCGCAUCUCAAUUGCUUGUGAACGAUGUGCAAGCCGUCGUAGUCAUUUUUAUGCCCGCGCAGCUACUGUACAAAAAGACCGACCAUGUCCGUUGUUGUUAAGCAUGAAGUCCAUCCUUGCGAUGAACAUUCAUCCUGUUCUCCUUUUUUUUUUGUGUUCACAAGCUGAACUUGCAGAGUAAAUCUCGUUCAACGCAUUGUACAUAGACUUGUAAAUGAGAAGGCACUGCUUUGUGAUACUUUAGGGGGGCACAUGCAAGUCUCCUGUGAUGCAUGUGUUGACAGUAUACAUAAUGUAAUGUACAUUACUGUUGAUAUUAUAUAGAAAAUUUCUCUUAUAGCA